Molecule: messenger RNA, 1017 nt
Organism: Solanum dulcamara
Lineage: Eukaryota; Viridiplantae; Streptophyta; Magnoliopsida; Solanales; Solanaceae
Product: peroxidase P7-like
Exons: 3
Coding region: 1-948 (315 amino acids)
Biological process (GO): response to oxidative stress; hydrogen peroxide catabolic process
Molecular function (GO): peroxidase activity; heme binding
Source: RefSeq, a predicted model, not a curated record
AUGGCAUCCAUAAAACUCAUUUUGUGUGUUUUAUUUGGUUUUGUUUGCUUUAGUAAUGCCCAAUUGUCAGACAAUUUUUAUGGGGCAUCGUGCCCUAAUCUAAAAACAAUUGUUGGGGACGCAAUAAAAGAAGCGGUGAAUAGAGAGGCGAGACUUGGUGCCUCUGUUCUUCGUUUGUUCUUUCAUGAUUGCUUUGUUAAUGGGUGCGAUGCAUCAAUAUUACUGGAUGACACAACAACAUUUACAGGAGAAAAGAAUGCAAUCCCAAGCAGAAACUCUUUAAGAGGAUAUGAAGUGAUAGACGCCAUUAAAACUCAAGUUGAAGCUGCUUGUCCUAAUGUUGUCUCUUGUGCAGACAUCCUUGCUCUUGCUGCCCAAGAAGGCGUUGUGUUGCUAGGAGGGCCAUCAUGGGCCGUGCAAUUGGGCCGAAGAGAUGCAAGAACCGCAGACCUAAGCGCCGCCAACACCCAAAUCCCCCUACCAACUUCCAGCCUUUCAACUUUGAUCUCCAUGUUCUCUGCCAAAGGCCUAGACGCCAACGACAUGACGGCCCUCUCCGGCAGUCACACAAUCGGCCAAGCCCGGUGCAUCAAUUUCCGUAACCGCAUCUACAACGAGACCAAUAUCGACUCGGAAUUCGCCGCCACACGCAGGGCCACGUGCCCUGCUUCUUCUGGCAACGAAGAGAAUUUGGCCUCGUUGGAUAUACAGACGCCGAGCCAGUUCGAUAACAAAUAUUAUCAGAACUUAGUGGCUCGGCGUGGGUUGCUCCACUCGGAUCAGGAAUUGUUUAAUGGCGGAUCUCAGGAUUCGUUAGUGAAGAGUUACAGUACUGAUGAUGCGGUUUUUAAAAGGGAUUUUGUGGCCGCUAUAGUGAAAAUGGGGAAUAUUAGCCCACUUACUGGAAUUAAUGGAGAAAUUAGAAAGAACUGCAGGGCUAUUAAUUAAUAAUAACUUUUAGUGUACGUGUAUAUGCAUUAUAUAUUUAUUAAUAGAAGUGCGUAAAAUAAUGUAAGA